AAGUACCGUUGUCGUAAGCGAAGUCCUGCCACCAUCGAGAGAGCCCGUAUGAUCCGAAGGGAUAAAGCGAAUGCUCGUGAACGUCGUCGAAUGAACAGUCUGAAUGAUGCAUUGGAGCAUCUUCGUACGCUGCUGCCUACAGAACCAGAAGAGCCCAAAAUGACAAAGAUAGAAACUCUUCGAGUCGCUCAAGGGUACGUUUCUAACCCUUCCCGUGAUUUUUGA
Molecule: messenger RNA, 225 nt
Organism: Haemonchus placei
Lineage: Eukaryota; Metazoa; Nematoda; Chromadorea; Rhabditida; Trichostrongylidae
Source: the annotation of a GenBank genome assembly